AUGGAUUUAAAAGAUGAAAUUCAUCUUGUUGGAGGAAGAUUAAAAAUUGGAGAAGAUGAUCCUGUUGAAGGAUUAAAAAGAAAAUUAAGAAAAAAAAUGUCAAUGGAAUAUAUUACACAUUAUGAAAUAGGAGAAUUACUUGGAACAUUUUAUAGAAUAGAAUAUGAUAAAAAUUUAUAUCCAUAUAUUCCAGUUCAUGUAAGUCAAGUCAAAGAAAUUAUUAAUAUUUAUAUGAUUCAUCUUGUUGAAAAAUGUGAUUUUAAAAUAUUUGAUACAGACAAAUUAAGUUCAAUUCCACUUUUUGCUUUACAUAAUAAUUUUGAAAAAUACAAUAUUACACUUUGUUCUAUUCCAACUUUAGUUUCAAGGUAUCUUAUGAUUUAUGGUUAA
Molecule: messenger RNA, 390 nt
Organism: Entamoeba histolytica HM-1:IMSS
Lineage: Eukaryota; Evosea; Mastigamoebida; Endamoebidae
Product: pre-mRNA cleavage factor I 25 kDa subunit, putative
Exons: 1
Coding region: 1-390 (129 amino acids)
Cellular component (GO): mRNA cleavage factor complex
Molecular function (GO): mRNA binding
Source: RefSeq, a predicted model, not a curated record